AUGUCAUCGUCCCGGGUUGGUGUCCAAGCUAGAAUCAAAGAGGCGUCCCCAAAAGCUCUCUACACUCACUGCAGCAAUCACAGGUUAAACCUAAGCAUCGCAACAGCCUGCAAGAUUCCGCAAGUGCGCCUCACCGUUGACGUCAUCAAUGAGGUGUUUUUCUUCUUUGACAUGUCUCCGAAGAGGCAACGUUUCUUGGAACGAGUGCUAGAGGCAUACGGUUCAGAACAAGCGAAGAGGAGGCUUUGCGGUUUGUGUCGCACAAGAUGGGUAGAACGACACACAGCACUGGAUACGUUUUAUAACCUGUACCACUACGUGUGCCUCUGCUUAGAAGCUAUGACUGUGCCCGACCAACACCGCCAUGUUUACGCGCGAACUGACAUCGAAGCUAGCACCGAUGACUCACGUGACCUUCCGCCCGCCGAGCAGUGGUCCUGGGACCGCGACACCAAGAUGAGGGCGGCCGGCCUACUCGUCAAUCUGAAGUCAUCGGAUACGAUCGUAUCUUUUAUGAUUGUAAAAAAUGCCCUGGAGGUCGUGAAGCCCCUUGCCACGAAGCUUCAGAAACGGGAUCGGGACGUCAUCGACGCGUAUGGUAUGAUUGAUUCUACCAUCUCUAGACUUCGGGCGUUGCGGUGUGAAGUCGAGCAAGAGUUUAAAUCGUGGUUCAACGACUCCGUCAAGCUGGCAGAUCUUGUUGGGACCGAAAUUCAAACUCCAAGAGUAGUUGCUCGUCAAGCUCACCGUUCGAACAAUCCGUCCUCAUCUCCAGAAGAGCAUUACAGAACCAACACGGCAGUUCCUUUUAUUGACCCCAUGCUCCAAGAGAUGGAUACGCGAUUUGCUCAGGAGGAAAGGGUAGGCAAGGCAAUAUUUUGCUUACUACCAUCGUACAUAUUGAGUGAUGGCCCGGACACUCUAGAGCGGUCUCUUCACGAAGAGCUUCUGUUCUGGGAAGAGGAUCUCCCGUCUCCGUCAUCGCUGCGGCACGAGCUCCAGGAGUGGUGUAGAUUCUGGAGGACUCAGACUCUGCACAGCGUUCCUGAGGAUCUUCGUGAUACCUUGUGCAGCACCGACGGCGACGUGUUCCCGAACAUUCGUCAGCUAUUAAUAAUUGGAUGCACGCUUCCCAUUUCAAGCGCCGAGGCAGAGCGGAGUUUUUCUGCUCUACGAAGAGUCAAGUCCUACACGCGAAGCACAAUGACAGAAGAACGUUUCACUGGACUUGCUCUAAUGCAUGUCCAUCAAGACAUUCCGAUAGACACCAAAGCGAUUUGUCUGGCGUUCAUCAGAAAGCAUCAGCGUCGGAUGUUUAGUGCAUGCGUGAUGUACGACUGA
Messenger RNA from Ixodes scapularis (black-legged tick), 1341 nucleotides. Its product is annotated as 52 kDa repressor of the inhibitor of the protein kinase-like. Bases 1 to 1341 code for a protein of 446 amino acids. Gene Ontology annotation, molecular function: protein dimerization activity. The record is from RefSeq and is a predicted model, not a curated record. The transcript has a single exon. NCBI's taxonomy places the organism in Eukaryota, Metazoa, Arthropoda, Arachnida, Ixodida, Ixodidae.